GAACUUGUUACUCAAGAAAAAAUUUAAUAUAUUAUAAAUUUAGAGAGAGAAGUAGACGUGAAAAAUCUCGCACUCGCCAUGGCUGCGGCUGUGGCUGUGGUCGCUCCUUCUCCGUUUCUAGGACGAGCUUCAUUUGAUACAAGGAAAACACCGUUCGAAAGGUCAGAUGUGAGAGUCAGAUUCAGCAUAAAGGCCAUAUUUUGGGGUCAGAGAAAAUCUGUGGAGCCCACCAAAUUGGAGAGAUCCCUUGGAAACUUCAGUUUGACAGAGUCAGGGUCAGAGGGAGGCACUAGUAAUGAAUCCAGAAAUUUAUCAGUUCGUGUGGUUUCAUCCAUAUUAGAGAUUUCACCACAGGAGUGGGAUGCUUGCAAUCUUGAUGUUACAGGCCUGGAAAAAUUUAAUCCAUUUCUUACACAUGGUUUUCUGUCAAGUCUUGAGGAAUCAGAUUCUGCAGUGAAGAAUACAGGAUGGGUUCCACAGCAUGUCAUUGCUCGGGAUGACUCUAAUAAUGUUCUUGGAGUAGUGCCUCUCUACCUGAAAAGCCAUUCUUAUGGUGAAUAUGUGUUCGAUCAUUCGUGGGCAGACGCUUAUUACAGUUAUGGAUCGAGAUAUUAUCCAAAAUUACAAUGUUGUGUACCUUUCACUCCAGUAACUGGCCCGAGGAUCUUAGUACGUAAUACAAAAUACAGAGAUCAAGUUUUUGACAUAUUAGCCUCUUCAUUGGUCGCCAUGACAAUUGAGCUUCAGGUUUCGUCACUUCAUAUCACUUUUCCCUCUGAGGAUCAGUGGGAGAAGUUGGAGGAGAAGGGUUUUCUUCGAAGAAUUGGAAUGCAGUACCAUUGGAAAAAUCGAGAUUAUAAAAACUUUGACGAGUUCUUGAUGGACAUGAAGCAAAGCAAACGGAAAAAUAUUCGUCAGGAGCGCAAAAAGAUUUCUACCCAAAAUCUGACCAUGAAACGCCUUAGAGGAAACGAAAUCAAGGCUAAACACUGGGACAUGUUCUAUAAUUUCUACAGAAAUACGACCGAUAAUAAGUGGGGCAGUGCAUAUCUAACAAGGGAGUUCUUCCACACUAUGGCUUCGAAAAUGGGCGAUCACGUCCUACUUAUUACUGCAGAAGAAGGGGACGAACUUGUCGCCGGAGCCCUUAAUCUUAUCGGUGGAGAUACACUAUACGGCCGUCUAUGGGGAUGCCUCCCUCGGGCAUAUUACCCUAGUCUACAUUUUGAAGCCUGCUACUACCAGGCUAUAGAGGCAGCAAUCGAACUUAAUCUUCAGACAGUGGAGGCCGGCGCCCAAGGGGAGCACAAAAUACAGAGGGGGUAUAUGCCGGUGAAAACCUACAGCUGCCACUAUAUUGCGGACGAUGAAUUCAGGGGAGCCAUUUCAGAUUUUUUGGCACGAGAAAGCGCUCAGCUCGAAUAUGUAAUGAAGGCGUUGCAAGAUUCUGGUCCGUUUAAGGACAACAUAACUUGACAGCAUUCUUCAGUAAGAACUAUCUUUGCUCUCAAAUGCAUAGAUCAAUUAUGCCUGCUUAUUGUGCUGCUCUACAGCUAAAUAUUAGCAUAGGCUGCUGUAGUUGGAAUCAAAUCCUGUAUAUAAAUGACAAUAUGGUACAGUGAUUGCAGUAUUCAAAUGCAAAUACAAAAGAAGAAAAUAUAAUCAUCA
Messenger RNA from Andrographis paniculata, 1668 nucleotides. RefSeq lists its product as uncharacterized. The coding region runs from base 79 to 1476 and encodes 465 amino acids. The transcript is spliced from 12 exons. NCBI's taxonomy places the organism in Eukaryota, Viridiplantae, Streptophyta, Magnoliopsida, Lamiales, Acanthaceae. The record is from RefSeq and is a predicted model, not a curated record.